Molecule: messenger RNA, 756 nt
Organism: Pan troglodytes (chimpanzee)
Lineage: Eukaryota; Metazoa; Chordata; Mammalia; Primates; Hominidae
Gene: ANP32D
Product: acidic nuclear phosphoprotein 32 family member D
Biological process (GO): regulation of apoptotic process; nucleocytoplasmic transport
Cellular component (GO): perinuclear region of cytoplasm; nucleus
Molecular function (GO): histone binding
Source: RefSeq, a predicted model, not a curated record
GAGAAAGCGUGAGAGAUGGAGAUGGGCAAAUGGAUUCAUUUAGAGCUGCGGAACAGGACGCCCUCCGAUGUGAAAGAACUUGUCCUGGACAACAGUCAGUCAAAUGAAGGCAAAUUGGAAGGCCUCACAGAUGAAUUUGAAGAACUGGAAUUCUUAAAUACAAUCAACAUAGGCCUCACCUCAAUUGCAAACUUGCCAAAGUUAAUUAAGAAGCUUGAACUAAGCAGUAACAGAGCCUCAGUGGGCCUAGAAGUAUUGGCAGAAAAGUGUCCAAACUUCAUACAUCUAAAUUUAAGUGGCAACAAAAUUAAAGACCUCAGCACAAUAGAGCCCCUGAAAAAGUUAGAAAACCUCGAGAGCUUAGACCUUUUCACUUACGAGGUAACCAACCUGAACGACUACUGAGAAAAGAUGUUCAAGCUCCUCCUGCAACUCACAUAUCUCAAUGGCUGUGACCCAGAUGACAAGGAGGCCCCUAACUCGGAUGGUGAGGGCUUUGUGGAGUGCCUGGAUGACAAGGAGGAGGAUGAGGAUGAGGAGGAGUAUGAUGAAGAUGCUCAGGUAAUGGAAGACGAGGAGGACGAGGAUGAGGAGGAGGAACAUGAAGAGGAGGACGUGAGUGGAGAGGAGGAGAAGGAUGAAGGUUAUAACAAUGGAGAGGUAGAUGAUGAGGAAGAUGAAGAAGAGCUUGGUGAAGAAGAAAGGGGUCAGAAGUGAAAAUAAGAAACUGAAGAUGAGGGAGAAGAUGAUGACUAA